This is a messenger RNA of Osmia bicornis bicornis, 903 nucleotides long. RefSeq lists its product as uncharacterized. Gene Ontology annotation, molecular function: catalytic activity. The record is from RefSeq and is a predicted model, not a curated record. Bases 1 to 903 code for a protein of 300 amino acids. The transcript is spliced from 2 exons. Lineage: Eukaryota; Metazoa; Arthropoda; Insecta; Hymenoptera; Megachilidae.
AUGGGGCAGACAGAUAUAGCCCUCAUACAGGAACCUUGGAUCCACAAGGAACGUGUAGGAGGGCUAAACACGGGGUGUGGCUCACUCUACUAUGAUGCCACAUCCACAAGGCCCAGGGCCUGUAUCUUCGUUAAAAAGGAGAUAGCGGCCCUGAAACUCAAUGAAUUCUGUACAACUGAUCUUUCAGCGGUUAAGGUUAAACUUAACCUCGGGGGGAAUAUGUCAGAGCAGGUGGUAUGCUCGGCGUACCUGCCGUACGACUCCGAGGACCCUCCACCCGCGAGGGAACUCAGGGUCCUGAUAGAUCACUGUGCUGUCAAUGGUCUGCAUCUGGUGAUCGGGUGCGAUGCCAACUCGCACCACACCGUAUGGGGCAGCACAAACACCAUCGGUAGAGGCACAGCAGUGCUGGAAUACUUCGCCACCACGGGCUUGGAGAUCCUUAACGUGACACACGUCAUUAAACACUGGAAGGUACGGGACGAGAGCUCACUCUCGGACCACCGCCUUAUCACUUUCGAACUAAAAGGCGACAGGGAGGGCGGCACUGGAGAGGCUUACAGUAACCCAAAGGCCACCAUCUGGGCACUCUAUAGAGAGGGCCUGGAAGGGAGGCUAAAGGGGAACUGUCAGCGUCCCAGGACCGUAGGCGAAAUUGAGCAAGCGGUGGAGCAUCUGAGCUCCGCCAUUACUCAAGCCUACGGAGCUGCCUGCCCGACCAGAAUCGGAAACAGUAGCAAAAGUAGUCCCUGGUGGAACAAGAAAUUGGACCAAGCCAGGAAGGACACCCGCAAACUACUGAAUAAAGCCAUUAAGGCCAACUCGGAGCUAGCUUGGGACAACUAUAAAAAGUCUCAGCAAGCUUACAAAAAGUUAAUACGAUCCAGCAAGAGGACGGCCUAG